Molecule: messenger RNA, 798 nt
Organism: Encephalitozoon hellem ATCC 50504
Lineage: Eukaryota; Fungi; Microsporidia; Unikaryonidae
Exons: 1
Coding region: 1-798 (265 amino acids)
Biological process (GO): regulation of DNA-templated transcription
Molecular function (GO): histone acetyltransferase activity
Source: RefSeq, a predicted model, not a curated record
AUGGAUAUGGAGAUAAGAAGGCACAUGGAAAGCUCUUGCGGCGAUUCCAUGGUCGGUGUUCAAGCAUUUGUAUCGGGUGAAAGCUACAUCUUCCUUCUUUUCAAUAGGGAAAUGCUCUUGGCUGGCGUAACACUUCAGAGAGUGGGAUCUCAUGUAUACAUAAAGAACGUAGACACAACUGGGUAUGAAAGGGGGCACGCCAGGAGGUUCAUAACAUCGAUUUUGAAAGCGUUGUCCCCUGAGCUAUCUUGUUGUUUCAGCACACCAAAGAGCGAGUAUAUCUUUAAUGGUAGCUCUCAGAACAAAGGAAAGGUGAUUAGGGAGCCUGGAGAGCUUUUGGAGUACUGGAUUGGAAUUUUUGAGGAUCUCUAUGACGAUUUGCAUGUGUGGUCCAAUCAUUAUGAGAACAUUUCCUAUCCAUUCAAACAUUUGGACGAGGUUGUAUAUUUUGAAGACGACCCAAAGGAAAGGCUGAAGAAGCACUUUGUAGGAAGCCUUGAGGAGAUGUUUGCAGUAUUACUGUGUAGAGCUGACUUUACAAAUGGGUCUCUGGUGUAUGGCCGAUUGUGCAAAUAUGUGGGGUGCGGCAUGGUAGAAGCAGAGGCUGGUGACGUGUACGGGAUGGAGGCUAUGCUAAGGACAUUGGAUUUCUCCACUCAUUCUAUGGCAUUAAAGUCUACAGAAAAGUUUAUAUCCAGGUUUGGACUAGACAUAGAAUACUUUCCCAGCAAAAGAACUGCGAGGCCGAAGAAAAGUGAGCAAGCCUGUAUUGUUCUGAAUCCAACAAGAAAGGCAUGA